UGCCAGAUUUUCUUCUGGACCCCUUGGUCCUUCUACUGCAAAAUCAAAUCAGAAUGUUUAGAGCAAAUAAAACUAGCAUUUUUCAGCCAGUUGGCGAGUCGUCCACAAAGUCAGGCCCAAUUUCAGGAAAGUAUAAAGGCCUCAAUUUUUUCUCGGGUCCUCUUGGAAGGAGUUCAAAAAAAACCAGUCCCGGAGAAUGGAACAAGUAAAAACAACAAGUUUUGGAAAUUUAAUAACGGUCACUCAAGCACCGCAAGUGGGAAAGAAAAUAACACGAGACACAGUCGAGCAACUCAAGUAGAACCUUUCAAAGGCUGUAUAGCUGCAGAUAGUUCAUCUGUCAUCAACGGCCGCUUAAAUCCAAAUGAUGUUCCCGUUGAAACUAAGAAUCACAAAGAGGCUGAUUCAGAGCUUCAAACUCAUGGAAAUGCGGCUCAUUGUUCUCAACCGACAUUCAGUUCUCUUUGCAAGCUAAAGCCUCCAUCUGAAUCCCUCGGUGCCGCAUCUUUAGCACUUCACUACGCACAUGUUAUUGUUGUGAUCGAGAAGCUAGCGGCCUCUCCACACUUGAUUGGUCUCGAUGCUAAGGACGAUUUAUACAACAUGUUACCUAGACGCGUAAAAGCUUCUCUCAGGACUAAACUAAAACCGUACUCUAAGGGCAUGGCUGCAGCUGUCUAUGACGCAAGUAUAGCAGAAGAAUGGACCGAAGCAAUGACGAAAGCAUUGGAAUGGUUAGCACCACUUGCUCACAACAUGUUAAGAUGGCAAUCUGAAAGAAGCUACGAGCAGCUCAGCUUUGUUUCACGGACAAACGUGUUGCUCGUACAAACCCUUUACUUUGCGAGUCAAGAAAAAACAGAAGAGAUAAUCACCGAGCUUCUCGUCGGUUUGAAUUAUGUGUGGAGGUAUGUUAAGGAGCUCAAUACAGGUAUGUUAGAGAUUGGCAAUAGUGUAGUCAAUAAUGGAUAUUCUAUAAUGAAUGCAUAAAGAAUUUUUCAUCAAUCUCAUGAGAUCUUUCAACAGAAGAGGCAAUCAAGAAUUAGAUGAGUAUGAGGGAAAUACUCAUCACAUAAUCUAUGAUAUAAUUUGUGUUAGAAUGCAUUAAUGAUUAGGAAUGUGAUUAUAUUUUAAGCAUUUAGAAUUAUUUUUUCUUUGAGGAGAUCCCAUCUGAUUUAACAUGAUCACUGGUCUCAUCUUUGAAAAGUGAACAUAUAUGUUAAUUAAUUGUAUAGUUUUAUUACCAUAAUGGUUAUUUUUGUAUGAUAUUUGAGUGGUUGGACAUGAUAAUCUGGAAAUAACAGUGGUUGGACGUGAUAAUAAAUUGGAAAUGACAGUAA
Molecule: messenger RNA, 1340 nt
Organism: Vicia villosa (hairy vetch)
Lineage: Eukaryota; Viridiplantae; Streptophyta; Magnoliopsida; Fabales; Fabaceae
Exons: 1
Biological process (GO): positive regulation of growth
Source: RefSeq, a predicted model, not a curated record